CCAACAUUUUAACACACCACAGUUCCCACGUUUCUGGGUCGGGGGACAAGUCCUGGGCUUUAUAUACACAUGGGCGCAGGCCGCUAGUCUCCGUCCUAGCGCGUAAGGUUGCUGUGCAGCCUUCUCCCAAGGACUCUUGGAGGCUUGUGGUGGAGCAAAGACAUGGUAGCGGAAGAAAGAACAAUAUUCCGAGCAAAUAUUGAAUAAGUCACAAUGAGGGAGAAGAGGAAGGACAUUUCCAAAGAAAGGCCAGACAUGUGUGGUCCAUUAUACAGUGAUGCUGAGUGUGGUCGCACUGGCCUUUAGUAGAAAAAGUUUAUACAUUACACAGCUGUCCACUGAAGUUUCUAGGCUUUGUUUCAACCUGCAUAAUGCAAGGAAUGCUACAGAACGGAAAGAAGUUUGAUUCCUCCCGAGAUCGAAACAAGCCUUUCAGGUUCAAGAUCGGCAGGCAAGAGGUCAUUAAAGGAUUUGAGGAAGGUACUGCACAGAUGAGCCUAGGACAAAGAGCAAAGUUGACCUGUACACCUGACAUGGCGUAUGGACCCAUGGGGCAUCCCGGAGUCAUCCCUCCCAACGCUACUCUGAUUUUUGACGUGGAGCUACUUAGGAUAGAGUAAAGAGGGGCGACUGACUGAAAGCACCUGUUGAUAACCACCCUUCUUUCCCCUUCCUCUGAAAGGGAGGCAUCUUCACUGGAAUUUCCAUCGUUUUCACUCAAGCUCUCAUGCCUACCAUGCCUCGUCUGAGGGUUGUUUUCCCCACUUCUUCCUCCCUUUUUUACUGUUAUUAGUGUUGGAAUUUGUCCCCGAUUAGAUGCUUCUUUGCUGUAGAGACAGGAAAAAAAGAUGGCUGUUACAUCUGAGUUGUACAUUUUAUUUUAAUUUGCAUGUGAAGCUCCAAAAUUGUGAUUGAAACUAUAUAUAAUAUAUAAAUAUAUAUAUAUAAACCUAUAAAUAUAUAGUUUACUUACUGAAAAACCACUGCCUUAUACACUUAAAGAAAAACACACACAAGGGUGCUCAGAAAUCCAGUGUACGUUUCGUACACGAGUGGGCAUUAGCCAAACCUAGUUACCUGCGCUGCCACUUUCCCCUCAAUUUGUAUGUUCUGCUUGCUGCUGUUUUAAAGAAAACAUCUCACGUGAUAACUUUCCAAGGAGAAAAAUAAAAUCUUGAUACUUUA
This is a messenger RNA of Podarcis raffonei (Aeolian wall lizard), 1185 nucleotides long. It is a transcript of the gene FKBP1B, whose product is annotated as FKBP prolyl isomerase 1B. The transcript has 6 exons. NCBI's taxonomy places the organism in Eukaryota, Metazoa, Chordata, Lepidosauria, Squamata, Lacertidae. Gene Ontology annotation, cellular component: sarcoplasmic reticulum membrane. The record is from RefSeq and is a predicted model, not a curated record. Gene Ontology annotation, molecular function: peptidyl-prolyl cis-trans isomerase activity. Gene Ontology annotation, biological process: regulation of cardiac muscle contraction by regulation of the release of sequestered calcium ion. Bases 372 to 620 code for a protein of 82 amino acids.